Molecule: messenger RNA, 5020 nt
Organism: Chionomys nivalis (European snow vole)
Lineage: Eukaryota; Metazoa; Chordata; Mammalia; Rodentia; Cricetidae
Gene: Ets1
Product: ETS proto-oncogene 1, transcription factor
Exons: 8
Coding region: 279-1604 (441 amino acids)
Biological process (GO): cell differentiation; regulation of transcription by RNA polymerase II
Cellular component (GO): nucleus
Molecular function (GO): sequence-specific DNA binding; DNA-binding transcription factor activity, RNA polymerase II-specific
Source: RefSeq, a predicted model, not a curated record
AGCGAGCGGGCGGGCGGGCGAGCGGGCGGGCGAGCGAGGCGCGGGCGAGGCUGGGACCCGAGCGCGCUCUCUGCUCAGCCAAGUGCCAACUUCGUGCUGACGGGCUGGGUGUGCACCUUCCCGCGGGGCAGGCAGUCAGCGGGAAUUUGAGAUUUUAGGGAAGAAAGUCGGCUUCGCCCUGUCCCCUUCCCCCCGGGUUCAAAAUCCCCAUUAAAAAGCAAAACAACAUUUACAACAAACUUGCUCUCAUCCCGCCGGCCCCCUCAACUCCCGGCACCAUGAAAGCGGCCGUCGAUCUCAAGCCGACUCUCACCAUCAUCAAGACAGAAAAAGUGGAUUUGGAGCUUUUUCCCUCCCCGGAUAUGGAAUGUGCAGAUGUCCCUCUGUUAACUCCGAGCAGCAAAGAAAUGAUGUCCCAAGCACUGAAAGCUACAUUCAGUGGCUUCACAAAAGAGCAGCAGCGACUGGGAAUCCCCAAAGACCCCCGGCAGUGGACAGAAACCCAUGUUCGGGAUUGGGUGAUGUGGGCUGUGAAUGAGUUCAGCCUGAAAGGCGUGGACUUCCAGAAGUUCUGUAUGAACGGAGCGGCAUUGUGUGCCCUGGGUAAAGAAUGCUUCCUCGAGCUGGCUCCAGACUUUGUUGGGGACAUCCUGUGGGAGCAUCUAGAGAUCCUGCAGAAAGAGGACGUGAAACCGUAUCAGGUUAAUGGAGUCAACCCUACCUAUCCAGAAUCUCGUUAUACCUCGGAUUACUUCAUUAGCUAUGGUAUCGAGCAUGCUCAGUGUGUUCCUCCCUCAGAAUUCUCAGAGCCCAGCUUCAUCACAGAGUCCUAUCAGACGCUGCAUCCCAUCAGCUCAGAGGAACUCCUGUCCCUCAAGUAUGAGAACGAUUACCCUUCUGUCAUCCUCCGGGACCCUCUCCAGACAGACACCUUGCAGACAGACUACUUUGCCAUCAAGCAAGAAGUGUUGACUCCAGACAACAUGUGCAUGGGGAGGGCUAGUCGUGGUAAACUCGGAGGCCAGGACUCUUUUGAAAGCAUAGAGAGCUACGAUAGUUGUGACCGCCUCACCCAGUCCUGGAGCAGCCAGUCAUCUUUCAACAGCCUGCAGCGUGUCCCCUCCUAUGACAGCUUCGACUCCGAGGACUAUCCCGCUGCCCUGCCCAACCACAAGCCCAAGGGCACCUUCAAGGACUAUGUGCGUGACCGUGCUGACCUCAACAAGGACAAGCCUGUCAUUCCUGCUGCUGCCCUGGCUGGCUACACAGGCAGCGGGCCUAUCCAGCUGUGGCAGUUCCUUCUGGAAUUACUCACUGAUAAGUCUUGUCAGUCUUUCAUCAGCUGGACAGGAGACGGCUGGGAAUUCAAGCUUUCUGACCCAGAUGAGGUGGCCAGGAGAUGGGGAAAGAGGAAAAACAAACCCAAGAUGAAUUACGAGAAACUGAGCCGUGGCCUUCGCUACUAUUAUGACAAAAAUAUCAUCCACAAGACAGCGGGUAAGCGCUAUGUGUAUCGCUUCGUCUGUGACCUGCAGAGCCUGCUGGGAUACACCCCCGAGGAGCUGCAUGCCAUGCUGGACGUGAAGCCAGAUGCUGACGAGUGAUGGACACAAAAGGGACUGGGGGCACCCUGCUGAGACCUUUAAAAAAAACUGCGUUGGCUGGACUCUUAAUUUUUCAUUGUUAUUCUAUGUUUUAUUUUCCAGAACUCAUUUUUCACAUUCAGGGGUGGGAGCUAAGGGAGCUGCAGCUAUAUUCCAUUGGCCAUGGUGAGGCUGGAGAGAGGAAGUGAAGACCUCUGGGGUGGGUGGGUCAAGAAACUCCUGAGCAGAUUUUCCAGGAGAGAGGAAAAGGUCUUCUCAGAAGCGUGAUGGACCUGGCUUGCAGGAGGAAGAAACUAACGUGUCCAGUCAUUAAAACAAGUCUAAGGAAAAAAAGUCCACCUUGACCUAUGGAUCUAAGAGCAGGAGGACAUGGUCACAUCAAGAGUAAUGGGAUUGAUGAAAACCAAUCAAAUUGGAGGGUGGGAUAAAAACAUUUUCUUCAGGGGAUUACUAAAAACAAGAAUUAUUAACCUUUCUACUUUUUUAAACAAAGAUGAACUUCAGUGGAGGGGGUCUGAAACUGUUUUUUUCAUGUUAAAGUUUAUUUUAUUAAAUUUUGUGCCAGUAUUUUUUUUUUCUUAAAAAAAUUGUUUUAAGCUCUAAGGUGGUCUCAGUAUUGCAGUAUUGUGAGUUUGUUCUGAUUUGCUGGCUGAGGAUUCCGUCACAGUGAAAGGCAACCGUUUAUAUAGACCCCAUCGGACAAGUCAAAGCUCUGUGCUGAGCUCGGAGACCCCAAACUCACCUGACUUACAGCUAAGGGAAAUGAAUGCCUAUUUGGGAGCGUGUGAAUUCUACCUGCAGUUUGUAUCAUAUCUUCACGUCCCUUUACUUGUCAUUGAAAGGACUUAUCAGGCUUUGGGCUUAGAGUUAGUUACGGGGCAUUAAGUCUUUGCACUGAAUGUAUUUUGCAGCUCUGAUUUGGGACCGUUGUCAACAUAGGAACACUGUUAAAGUCUUGGAAAGGAAAUCGAAGGAGGAAGAUUAACCUGGUUUUGGAUUAGCUCUCUACCUGAAGCAUGGAUGUCUCAGAAUAAAAGCUGUUCGCAUGGGCAUUACCCCUCAGGGCUUAAGUAGGCCACUCCAAAUGAACACUCUAUAGUUUCUCCUCUAUGUCUUAUUUUCAUAGCACCCCACAUUGUAGCCCUCUCCUGCCCCAACCUCAUUGUUCAGUAGAGUGGAAUGUAAUGCUUUCUGAUAGGCGAGGAAACGUGUGAUUUCAGAUAUCACGGCACGAAUCAAAGAGUACAGACUUGCUAGGCCCAGAGGUCAUGGAAAUCCAGAGCGAAUUUCAGAAGCAUGUAACUUGGCCUCCUUUGGGAAGAGGCUUUCCUUUGAAGAAUAGGAGCUUGUCAGGUAGGACUUCAGGUGAGGCCGCACGCAGAGGAAGUGGUAGAGAGUGCGGAACCUGGAGCUUGACCUGUUACCUUGGCAGAAGGCAAGUGAAGGUCAGCUGCAGAUUAGAAGAAUGACUUAAGAAUGCAAGGGAAGGAGCUUGGUGAGGAGAAUAAGGUGGUCCAUGAUAUUUAGAUAUACUUGUGGUUCCCUCGAAGCUUAAAUACAAAGAGGUAAUUGAGGCAGUCAUCUUCCUGCCAGUUGGGAGGGGAGACCUGAAAAGAAGGUAUUGGGGGGUAAAACAAAACAAGAAAAUAUGCCUGGUAACAUUAGAAUCCCUUCCACUGGAUAAUUGCCUGGUUAAGACAAUGAUAGUAGAUGUCCAUGGCAGAAAAGAAGGCAAUUGAGAUGGGCAUCUCCAUCUUUCUCCAUUUCAUUCCUUCUGGGAUUUCGCUAAGAAAAUGAAAGUUGUAACUACCUUGUAUCAUCUUCAUGAGAUUUGAUGACUCCCAGAUUCUCUCGCAGACCCUGAAUUACUAAGAGCAUAACUCUUGUCCAUGGGUGUUCUGUACUGAAUGAUUGGAGCAUCCACACAAGGAGGUGAAGGCAAAACAUCCCAGCUAUAUAUUUUAAUCUUACAUAUGCAGGUGCCUUAAUGAAGCUCUCAAAAUAUUUAAGAGCUGCUCAGGGAGUAUUAGGUGGGAUCAUUUGGAUUACGUUGUUUUAUAUUAUGUGAUCUUUGUUGGGCACUGGCAGUGUGUUUGUGUGUGUGUGUGUUUGUGUGUGUGUGUGUGUGUGUGUGUGUAUGCACUUGUGUAAAACUGCAACUGAAAUAAUACUGAAUUUUCUACUUAAGUCUGUCUAUGUUUCUCUAAUGGUGAAAGAGUACAGCCAGGGCCGAUAUCAUUGCUUGCUGUUUGCCACAGGGCUUUAAACAACCCCUUUCCCAAGUGAUCCUCCUUCCCUAUUCAAUUCAUGCUGAGAACUCCCCUUCUGUAAGUCUAAUGCCUGCAGUCCCUAUGGCGGAUGAGUGGAGAAAGUGCCCCCUUGCGUUCUCGGCUCGCUGACUUGUCACGAUGCGCUUUCUCCCUAGGUCCACUAUUUUCAGGAUCUGUAGAUAGUAUAUUAGUCAGACAGCUUUGUUGUCCAUCUGGCCCGAUGCUUUUUCUCCUUCUGUCCAGAGGCCAGAGACCAUCCCAGGAAGAGUGGUGGGUGGUUUAUAUACACUGGAAAUGGAGCAGCCUUGUUGCAUUGAUGCUCUUUAAAAACAUGUUCACUUCAGAGGGAGGCGGAACAAAUCUGAUCGAGCUGGGCGACGCUCUUGUUUUCCCAGAGACAUGCUUUAACCUAUGUGUGGCUUUUGCCUCAGAGUCCGGGAGAAGGGGGCUCUCUACGGGGAGCUCUGGUUUUGUGGCCGUGGAGAUUGGUGGAAGCAUUUCUAGAUCAGAGGCGCUCUUCCUCACUUUGGAGACCAGCACUCUGGGUUGUAAAGCAUUAACCUUCGUGGUGAAAUCACACCUCUCUCUUCCAGCCAUGCUGUGCAUGCUGCUUCCUCUGUUGGGGUCUAUAUAAAUUUGUUGAACUCUUACGAACAUUCCAAAGACGUUUCAAGGAACCACAAAUAUAUGUAUACAAAUACAUAUAUGAAGUAUAUAUGAUAAAAUGAAAUUAUCUCUAUCAGGAAUACUGCCUCAGUUAUUGAAUUUUUUUAAGAAUACUUUUUUUUUAAAGCUGAGAAUUAUUGGGGUAAAAAGAUGUUAUAUUGUGUUUGACUAUUUUCCAACUUGUAUUUUCAUAUAAUUUAUAUUUUUUAAAUGCUGAAAUUUAAAAGCAAGAUUUAAAAAAAGGAAAAGCAGGUGCUUUUUAACAAUCAGAACUGAGGUAGCUUAGAGAUGUAGCGGUGUGAGUGUCGUAUAUGUUUUUUUUUUAAACAAAUGCAAAUAAAAUUCUUAUGGGGGAGUUUUUUUGUUUCUUUUAGUAGCUGAUGCUGGCACAUCAUUUUGCUGGAAAGUUUUUUAUAUACUGUAGCCUGAUUUCAUAUUGUAUUUUAAACUGUGUGAAAUUAAAGAAACAAAGAAAUUCAU